AUAUUGGGGAAGGGAAAGAAGUGAAUCUUGAAGCAUGUCCUAGAUUGAAACUUCAACAACAGUGCAUCAAGUACCUUGGUCCGAUGGAGAGGAUAGCCUAUGAAGUCAUUGUGUUGGAUGGAAAGUUCUUAUUCAAGCAAACAGGGGAGCUCCUUCACACCACAGGCAAUGCUAAGUGGAUAUUUGGUCUUAGCACAUCAAAGACCCUGUAUGUUGGCCAGAACUAGAAAGGCACAUUUCAACACCCGAGCUUCCUGGCUGGGGGAGCCACAAUUGCUGCUGGGAGAUUAGUUGUUGAAGAUGGAGUCCUAAAGGCAGUUUGGCCUCACAGUGGUCACUAUCGACCUACACCAGAAAAUUUCAGAGACUUCAUUUCACUUCUUGAAGAGAAAAAAUUGGAUCUGACCAAUGUUAAGAUGACUGCAGCUGAUGAGGAAGAAGGCUCAAUUGGAAACCAAAGAAGCAGCAAACAUCUGAGAUGCAGCUCAUCUGAGGAGGACUUGGAUCAAACAUUGAAAAGCUUAGAUACUGAAGAGAUCACUGUCAAAGACCUGGUCCAAGGGGAAACUGAUUCAGUAGAAGAAACUACUGUAGCACUUGAACAUCCCAAAUCAAGAAGUUUACGCAACCUUAGUGGAGAUUUGACUUAUCUUGAAAUACCAACAAGGGCUGAAUUGUCUGGAAGUUUACAAAAUGACCAUUUGGCUCUUGGGCAAAGUUGUAAUGAUAAUUCAAUGGACUCUCCAGUGGAAGAUAAUCAUAGAACAUCCAAGGAAGCAUUUGCAACACAACUGCAGAUGGUUGAUGGUGAUUGUGAGGAUAAUGAGCACAUUGAUCAGGUAUCAAUUUUGCAAAGGAUGAACUCCAAGGAGGUAAAUUCAUAUCAAUUGGGGAAACAACUGUCUUGCAAAUGGACAACAGGAGCAGGACCACGAAUUGGCUGUGUGAGGGAUUUUCCCUCGGUGCUCCAGUCCCGGGCCUUGGAGCAAGUGAACUUGUCUCCCAGAAGUGCAAGCCACUUAAAACCAUACUACUCUCCCCGCUCUCCUAGCUGCUUGAGUCCUAAGGUAUCUUCUCCAUUAUGUUGUGGUGAGGAAAUGACAGGCUCACCUAUGCUCAAGAAAG
Molecule: messenger RNA, 1125 nt
Organism: Rubroshorea leprosula
Lineage: Eukaryota; Viridiplantae; Streptophyta; Magnoliopsida; Malvales; Dipterocarpaceae
Source: the annotation of a GenBank genome assembly